This is a messenger RNA of Drosophila serrata, 720 nucleotides long. Its product is annotated as isochorismatase domain-containing protein 2. The record is from RefSeq and is a predicted model, not a curated record. Lineage: Eukaryota; Metazoa; Arthropoda; Insecta; Diptera; Drosophilidae.
AUGGCCCUGCGACGCUGCCAUCUAAACCCGAAGAAAACCCUUUUCCUGUUGUGCGACAUCCAGGAAAAGUUCCGGCCGGGAAUGCCGCUAUUCGACAACAUGGUCAAGAAUGUCGACAAGCUGACCAAAGCUGGAAAAGCUCUCGACGUCCCGCUGAUUGUCACGGAACACUCUCCGGAGAAAUUGGGCAAGACCGUGCCCCAACUGGAUGUGAGCCAUGCCAAGUUGGUGUCCGACAAGACGCUCUUCAGCAUGUUUACACCCGAAGUUAAGGCUGUGAUCAAGGAUAUAUUCAACGAUAAGCCGGAAGAUGUGGUUUUGUAUGGUCUAGAGUCCCACAUUUGCGUAGAGCAAACCGCCAUUGAUCUCUUAGAGCAGAACAUCAACGUCUACAUUGUGGCUGACUGCUGCUCCUCCAGGCUUAAUCAGGAUCGGGAUCUGGCCCUGGCUCGCCUACGCCAAGCUGGCUGUGUGAUCACAACCAGCGAGAGUGUCAUCUUCGAUUUGUUGCGCGACUCGAACAAUUUCAAGUUCGAUGCUAUUCGGAAACUGGUGAGCCAGCCCUCGGUGGAUAUGGAACUCACGCGCAGCGGUAACGGACAGCCUGUGGGCAAUGCCAAGCUGUGAGGGAAUCCCCACGUUCAUCUAUUUUUCGCUUUGUAUGUAUGCAUAUCCCUGUAUAUGUGAUGAUGCCAAUUGCAUUUAUAUAACCAUCAUGCA